This is a messenger RNA of Echinococcus granulosus, 1398 nucleotides long. RefSeq lists its product as hypothetical. Bases 1 to 1398 code for a protein of 465 amino acids. The transcript has a single exon. The record is from RefSeq and is a predicted model, not a curated record. Lineage: Eukaryota; Metazoa; Platyhelminthes; Cestoda; Cyclophyllidea; Taeniidae.
AUGCCGCGAUCUCAGAAGUCGGACGAAAAGGCACCUAAGAAGAGCAGGGGAAAGAGAAGCGGUAGCCAACCGAGCAAAGGCUACGAAUUCCAAACGGAGGUGACCUUUGUUAACCAUGGAAAAGUUCCAAAGGGGACCUCUUUUUCAAGAGAAGACGUUAGGGAGCACUCCUUUCCGUCAAAAAAGCCAGAUAAGGCAAAAAAGGCCUCUGCAGUAAAGGUGUUUUCAAAAGGGAUCCAAUUCAAGGAAAAAGUGGUUUACGGCGGUCGAACUAAAAAGAUCCUCGAGUAUGACAGCAUCAAGCUGCUGGAGCAGUUAUCCUCCGAUUGUCGUAUGGUCUUUGUGAACUAUGAAAAUGCCAAGAAUGGUUAUUUCUUGGUACUAGGUCUGUUGGAUGCAAAUCAAGUAAUAAGACUCAUGAGUUUGGUGAAGGAAGAUAAUCCAAAUGCGGAAAUUCGCUGGGCUGAUACACGUGCUUCCAGCAGCAAUGAAAAGUCCAUUCAGGAUGAUGUAUUAGAACCCGGUAAAAGUGAUACCACAGAUCCAACCACUUACCAUGAAUCUGAGCGUGCCUACCAGCGAAAUUCGUUACCUUCUCUUUCUAAUAGGUCUGGGUCUUACAGGGCUAGACCAUGGACUGCCACAAGCUCCUAUAUCUGCGCAGACCCUCACUUUGACGAUGGAACUGUCUGUUCUAGCAAGACAUUGGACGCUUUUACUAGUCAAAGAGACAAACCUCGUAGGCAUUCCCGUCGGCGCAGUAGUUACAACUCUCUUGACCUCUCCAGCGAUGAUGGGUUUCACCUAAGUGCUAACGGACUAAAAAGCCAAUAUUAUUACGUCGGACCCAGUGAUGAGGAGGACUCCAUCUCGAAAAUUGUACACCAUGGAAAACCCAGGCACAAGAAAUCUCAUCAACAUAAACAUCGGCAUUAUGCAUUGGGCGAUGAGGUUAGUGUUUCUAUGACGCCCAGCUCAAUUUUCUCGAAUGUCGAUUACUAUUCCACUGAUGGUUUCGGUACGGUGAAGGAUAGUUCUGUGAAGGGAACCCCAACAAGAAAAUCAAAUACCACCCGGAAAUCCUCUUAUCGUCCGAAGUCCAGACAGCUGCCGCUUUCAGAGGCGGAGCGAAACAAAGGUAGUUGGCACAGUGACGUGCUUUUCCUCACUCCCACGAAAAAUGGCGGUGUCAAGGUUUCUGCUGACGGACCUGUGAUGCUCUACACCGCAACGCGGGCUAAUGUAAACCGUAAUGACAGCAGUUCCUCUGAUGAAGACAGUACUUCAGAUGGAGAAGGUGACUUCAUCUACUCUUCUGACUCAACACUUACUUUGGAAGGCCCCGUUAGAGAUCCUCUGCGUCUCGACUUGGAGGCUAACUACACUAAUGGACGUUAG